Perca fluviatilis (European perch) is the source of this 2377-nucleotide messenger RNA. RefSeq names its product C-myc promoter-binding protein-like. NCBI's taxonomy places the organism in Eukaryota, Metazoa, Chordata, Actinopteri, Perciformes, Percidae. Gene Ontology annotation, molecular function: protein binding. The record is from RefSeq and is a predicted model, not a curated record. Gene Ontology annotation, cellular component: cytoplasmic vesicle. Gene Ontology annotation, biological process: regulation of Rab protein signal transduction.
UGGAGGGCAGACAGACGGCAUGACCGAGGAGAAAUGUCCCCAGCUGGUGGACUACUUUGUAGUGGCAGGACUCGACCGGGCCUGGAGGCCCCUAGACGAGGAUGGCAAAACCUGCAACUCCUCCUCCUCCCUCCUCCCCUCGCCUCCUUCCUCCUCCUCCUCCUCAACGAAAGGGGUGGAGUCGGGUGAGAUUCGUGAUCGCGGGCUCUUGGAGGAAGUGCCCGAGGGCUUCACCUGCAUCGAGAAGACGCUGGGCGGCCACUCGGCCGAGCUGAGCGCCGGGCUCAUCAACAACCCUCACCUGUACCUGUGCUAUCACCGAUGGACAAAGAAACUGGCAGACGAUGAGCAGGUCCAGGACCUGGUUCUGUAUGAGGGGAAGGAGCAGCUGAAGCAGAGCUGGUUCGUCAUCGAGACGACGCCCUACAGCCGCUCGGCCAACCUGAGCUCCGGCGGCGCCCCGACGGCCCACCGCGUCUUCCUGACGUACCGCAGGGCCCUGGACUCGCAGGGCCUCCACACGCUGGGGGUCACCGACAUCGCCCUGCUGCUGCCCAGCAAAGGGGAGGUCGCCCCGCACACCUUCUGCCGCGUCGACAAGAACCUCAACACCGGCAUGUGGGGUCCCGCUCUGUACGUGUGCUACAAGAGAGCGGUGGCCAAAGCCAACGCCCUGGUCUACAAAGCCAGUCUGAUCAGCCGGUACCCGGAGGAGGACCUGGAGGCCUUCCCUCUGCCGGAGUCGGUGCCGGUCUUCUGUCUGCCGAUGGGCGCCACCGUGGAGAGCUGGCCUCUCAACACCAAGUACCAGCUGCCCGUCUUCUCCACCUUCGUCCUCACCUCCGCCUCCGGGGACAAGGUCUACGGAGCAGCCAUCCAGUUCUACGAGUCCUUCUCCCGGGACCUGCUGUCGGAGCGGCAGAGCGUGCGGCUCGGGCUGCUCAGCGUGGUGGACCGGAGGCCCAUCACCAGCCGCAGCCUGCAGGUGAAGAAGAGCAUCUGUGUCCUCUCCCACUGGCCCUUCUUCACCGUCUUCCAGAAGUUCCUCACCUUCGUGUACAGAUACUCCAUCUCCGGGCCCCACGUCCUGCCGCUCGAAAAACACAUCUCCAGCUUCAUGCACAACGUCCCGUUUCCUUCCCCGCAGCGGCCUCGCAUCCUCGUUCAGCUCUCUCCGUAUGACAACCUGCUGCUCUGCCAGCCGGUCUCCUCUCCUCUCCCGCUCAGGUCAGUGUACUGCAGUACCGACACAACCGCUGUGUGUGUAUCUGUGUGUCUCCAGAUGAGCUUCCCUCUGCGCUGGAUCUGUCCCUACAUCCCUCUGUGUCCGCUGCAGAUGGCCGACGUGCUGCUGGCGCCGAUGCCCUUCAUCGUGGGGGUCCACUCCAGCUACUUCGACCUGUACGACCCCCCCACAGACGUGGUCUGCGUCGACCUGGACACCAACACCAUCUUCCAGUCGGACGACAAGAAGCCGUUGUCAUGGCGAUCGUUACCCAGGAAGCCCGGCAAGACUCUGUUCAACACCCUCACCAACCUCCACAAGACCCUGGAGAAGAUUUGCACCCCCGGCCAGGAGGAGGCGACGCUGGAGUUCCUGCUGACGGACUACGACCAGAUCUACCGGAGCCAGAAGCAGCUGGAGCUGGAGAUCCAGGAGGCCUUCCUCCGCUUCAUGAGCUGCCUGCUGCGCGGAUACCGAACCUUCCUGCUGCCCAUCACCCAGGCGCCAUCAGACACCACCACGGACUGCAGCUCCCUGUUCAACCUGCAGGGGUUCCUGAAGUCUCGGGAUCGAACGCAGCAGAAGAUCUACGGUCAGCUGACCAGGACGCAGAUGUUCACUCAGUUCAUCGAGGAGUGCUCCUUCGUCAGCGACCGGCACGCCUGCCUCGAGUUCUUUGACGAGUGCGUCCAGAAGGUGGACGUGGAGAAGCCGGAGGAGGUGAGGCUGAUCGAUCUGGAUGAGACUCACAGCGGCGAGCACACCGUCUUCAUCAUGCCUCCUGAAGAACCGCAGGAAGCGGACGGCUCCGAGUGUCCCGCACUCUACAGUUAUGAAACCUUCCCCACCCUGAGGCCGGAGCUCUUUGACCGGCCGCAGGACCAGCUCCGGGUCCCGGCAAAGGGCAGCGCCCCCAGCAGCCCCGCGCCACGCCGCACCAAACAGGAGAUCAAGUUGGCCCAGAAGCGAGCUCAGAAGUACUCAGCGGUGCCGGACAUGUGGUCCAAGUGCCUGCUGGGUCACUGCUACGGCCUCUGGUUCAUCUACCUGCCCACCUUCGUGCGGGCCGAGAGCGCCAAGGUGCGCGCGCUGCACACGGCCUACGACGUCCUCAAACACAUGGAGAACCGCAAGGUGGUGCUGCCGGACGAG